Mya arenaria is the source of this 4391-nucleotide messenger RNA. Its product is annotated as polycystic kidney disease protein 1-like 2. Gene Ontology annotation, cellular component: membrane. Gene Ontology annotation, molecular function: protein binding; calcium channel activity; calcium ion binding. Gene Ontology annotation, biological process: detection of mechanical stimulus. The transcript is spliced from 20 exons. Lineage: Eukaryota; Metazoa; Mollusca; Bivalvia; Myida; Myidae. The coding region runs from base 12 to 4391 and encodes 1459 amino acids. The record is from RefSeq and is a predicted model, not a curated record.
AGAUAUAUUACAUGAUGCAGUCAGUAGUAAAUGCGGCGGUUCCAGACAAUCUCCUACAACUACGACCGGUCGAUGACAUUAACGCCGGAAGAGAACAGAUUGCGAACAUGGUAGAUGUGAUCGGGGGAGGAAUUAACUUGACAGCUUCAAGCAUCAGCGACGACGAGAGGGCUUGGUUGUAUGCCCAGAUGCAAAAGAAACUAGCAUAUCAAACAGGAAUAAAAAGAGAAAGGGGGAAAAGCGCUGCCGCUAUGGCAAUUCAGCUCGCUCAGAAAAAUCAAGAUGAGCUGAGACUUUGCAAAACAUGCAGCAACGAAAAUAGCACCAAAACGGAACAAUUAGUGCUGAAAAACAGUGCUGAAAAUAUAGCAAACAGUACGACUUCAACCAAAACAUCAGCCUUCCAAUUGACAGGGCUAUAUGAAGCAAUUGCCAACAGCAGUGUUGGCAGAAAGAAAAGGGAGGUAGAACAAAUUGCUGGAGAAGAUGUUUCAGUGUCUGCAUUUGAAUUCACAGAAAAUGUUUAUAUGUAUGAUACGGACGGAACUUCGAGUUAUGUUACAUCGAAUGUGCUACGUAUCGACGUAAAAACACCAACGGCGCGUGUAACUCCCGGUUAUAUGGUAUUCGAGCAAACCGUUGUUACACCGGAUGCAGUAACUAUAUCUCCGAAGGAAUUCGUUGAUGUCGACGAUGUUUCUGAGUUUGCGUAUCAUCGAUUCAUAUACGGAAAGGCAAGUGACAGCGUUUGCUUGAUCAUUGAGCCAAUAGGGAAUGUCACCUUUGAAUCAUACGACGUAUAUCUAGGCCUUAAUGGACCUCCGUCAAUAGAAGAGUAUCAUUUGAAAUUCACUGUGGGUGUAGAUAACAUUUGGCAGAGGUGUAUUGAACCGAGGGAUAUGUCGGGACGCACAGGGUUGGUUUACUACGCUAUGAAUGUACCUGGAUCAGUGAAAGAUGUUGACUAUAAUCUCACAUUGAUAACUGUCGGAUGUCUAACCUGGAACGAAAUGCACACAAAAUGGGAAACGGACAAAUGUGAGAUGGAAUGGAAACCGCUCGAUGACAAAAUUGUUUGUGUUUGCCAAGAGGUUACAGAUCUGGUCUUUGCAAAUUCCUUUUUCAUUGCACCAAAUACAAUAGACUUUGCGACAGUAUUCCUCAAGUUUUCUCCAUUGAGCCAAGCUGCAGUUCUCGGUGCCUUAACAAGUUUGUUGUUUAUAUACAUCUUGGCAGUAUUGUUCUUGAUCGGAUUGGAUAGGCGGGACCAGCUGAAGUGGGGUGUAACACCAUUAAGAGACAACUUAGUAGGAGAUAGCAGCUAUUAUCUGAUAAAGGUUAUGACGGGAUUGCGGCGGGGAGCAGGGACCACCUCCAGAAUUGCGUUUGUAUUGACAGGGGCCGAGGGCGAUACCGGCCCUCGAGAAAUGUUCGAUGGAGUUAGAAAGGAGUUUAGCACUGGAAGUGUUAUGUCUUUCUUCAUGGCGACAAAGCGACCUCUAGGAACACUAGAGCAUCUGUACAUUUGGCAUGAUAACCAGGGUGAUGGGGACCAAGCGUCGUGGUACCUCAACCAAGUUGUUGUUUUUGACAUUGAAAAAAGGACAACGUACACAUUUGUAGCAGAAAAGUGGCUGUCAGUCGAAACAGAGGUGGAUGCGAAUAUUCCUGUUACUGUGCCUGGUAAACCACUGCAGUUUGAAAGCAGAUUUUUCUACCAGACACGCGAUCGGCUAUCAGAGAGUCAUAUGUGGGUAUCGAUCCUCUACCGACCUCAAACGAGCACGUUCACAAGGGUACAACGAGCAUCUUGCGCUCUUGUAUACAUUUGUCUGACCAUGAUUGCUAACGCAAUGUAUUUUAACCCGGACGAAGAGUACGAAAGUCCAUCACUCAUUCAAGUUGGACCAUUUAGAUUCACUCCACAACAGAUUUUCAUCUCAAUAGUGUGUGCCCUGUUAACAACUCCUCCUGUUAUGCUUCUCAUAUUUCUGUUCAAACGAACUAAGCGAAGACCUUCAGGAGCUGGUAUAUGUUGCAAUUGUUGCUGCAGGGGAUCUUGCUGUCGAUCUUGCAAUGUAUUUUGCUGGAGAUUGUUUAGAACACCAGAGAAAACUAGACAAAAGCAGUUUGAGCAAAUAUUGAAAUCGAAAAUGCUGUCGAAUGAUGUGCCAGAGUUCACUGGAUUUUACCUCCCCUGGUGGUGCAUCUACUUUGCAUGGACCUUGUUUAUAGCUGGGACAGUUGUCCCAGCAUUCUUUGUAUUGCUGUAUAGCAUGCAAUGGGGGAAACAGAAGUCAGAGGAAUGGCUAACAUGUUUUCUGAUGUCAAUGUUUGAAUCAAUGCUGCUCGUGGAUCCAUUCAUGGUUUUGUUGAUUGCACUGGUGCUUGCCUGUAUCGUUAGAACAUCGAGGAAUGAUACAAAUGUGGACGUUGGUGUAAUAAUUGAUAAUUACCGGAAGUCAUUAGGCGAAACAGAAGAUAGCGUUACAUCAAGCAUCAAACUACUGAAGCGUAUAAGUGAAGAUUACUUAUCCUAUAAAUCAAUGCCUAGAAAUAUCUCGCCGCCAUUAAAGGGGGAUAAUCUUGAACAAGCUGCAAGUUCCUGGAAAAACGAGCAGGGGUUAAUAGCCGUUUUCAAGGACAUAAUUCUCAAUCUGUUUCUGGUCUUCAUCAUCUGCUCUAUUGCAUUCAGCAAUCGGGACAAUAGGUCUUACAGCCUUCACGAAGAUAUUAUCAAUCAAUUCGUAACGCCUUGGGGAAAGCCACACUUCCAAACAAUAAAGACACAAGGAGAUAUGUACAAUUGGCUGAACGUAUCUGUUAUACCAAACCUAUUUCCGGAGUUCGAUAUAAACGGCAGUCCAUUGCCUUGGUACGAGAAGAAAUUCAUUGCCAGAUACAAUACAAUGCGGCUUGGGCCUCCUAGAUUGCGACAGCUACGGGCAAAUAACGGCACAUCGUGCACUAUACCAUACAUUGGAAACGUAAGUUGCUAUGAUGAGUACAGCAUUUUUAGCGAGGAAGAGGGAGACUAUUGUAUUCUGUGGGAUAGUAUGCCUUGUAACACCAUCGAGAACCUGUUUAACGUUUCUAUUGAUGCUUGGAGCUUCACGUCAGCCGUUGACAUCUGGGGAUUGCCUCUGUCUGGAUUUUACACGACGUACGGUGGAGGAGGAUAUAUUGCACAAUUUGAUGUCGGUCGAAACGUUUCCAUCAAAAUUGUGAACGAACUGUUUCGUGCGUUAUGGGUCGAUCGGCAAACGCGGGCAGUUUUCUUCGAAUUCACGCUAUACAGUCCUGCUACAAAUAUGUUUAUUUACAACGUAUUUCUCAUAGAGUUUCCACAAACAGGGGGAGCGUUUACAACCUACUGGGUGUAUCCAAUACGAGUUUACUCGCAUGUUGGUGCGAUUGGAACGUUUACCUUAAUUUGUGAAGUGAUUUUUGUCAUAUAUUUGGUCAUCAUGCUCGUUAAAUUGAGCGUACGCCUUUAUCAGAAACGAAUGGGAUUCUUUUCAGAAUUCUGGAAAGUUUAUGAACUGGUCAUGUUUUCCCUAGGGGUAACAUCAAUUGUAAUAUACGCUAUUCGUCUCGGUUUUACCUACAUGACAAUUAACAAAUAUAAAGAAGACAUCAAACAGUUCGUGAACUUCAGCCACAUUGUGUUUUGGGAUCAAAUUCUUGUGGCCUGUUUGAGUAUUCUUGUUUUCAUGGCAACAUUCAGAAUACUGGAGGUGUUUGCUACUUCAAAGAAAGUCAGUGCUUUGGUUAAGGUUUUUCAACAGUGUGGAAAGGACUUGUUUUGGUAUGGAAUGGCAUUUCUCCAUAUGUUUCUUGGGUUUUGUUUCCUUGGGUUUCUAUUGUUUGGAUCCCAUCUUAUGUCGUACAUGACCAUCUUUAAGUGCUUAGGGACGCUGUUUAUUGCAAUGAUAGGGAAAAGCAAAUUUACUGAAAUCAACGAAACGCAGCCAUUGUUGGCUAAGAUUUACUUCAUCGUGUACAUUUUCAUAAUAGUUUUCUUUGUGUUAUCUAUAUUUCUGUCGAUACUUGGUGCAAGCAUUGAUAAUGCUGUACAGGAGACAAAGAAAACAAAGCAGGAAGAUUUAGUUGAACUACUGAUCCGCAAAGUGAAAACCUCGUUUAUAAAGCCUGAUGCAAGAACAAAUCUGAAGAAGACCUCGUCGCAAUUAUCCAGCUAUAAAAUUAAGAAAAUGUGGCGAAGGACGCCUCCACCGUUCCAAAUAAUCCGUAUGGACGACAUGCAGAUCACGGCUCCGGUGAAAUAUUCCUUACCACAGAAGAACUCUGCUGAAAGCAUCAUCAGCGGGAUAACAUUCCGUAAAAAAUCGGAAAAAAGGCGAAUACCACGACACUUUUCUUCCGAAUGA